CUUCGUCAAAGAAGCCUACUACUAUAUCAUGUUUAGGAAUCUGUGACUAUGAACUAAUUAUCUCUCCUUCCUCCCAAAGUGUUCACAUUCCUUUUGAACACUUUAUCCAUUAUUUGACCAGAUACUCAAGUGUCCGUUCUAACAAAGAAAAUACAUGUUUUCUUAAAUGGAAGGCAAUCGGUAAAGAGACAAGAUCAGGUGGGACCAUAAUAGCCAAUCAGAGGGCAGACAUGCGUGUUUCCACAGCCACAGACGUCUAUAUCGCAUUUUAAUUUAUUUAAGGUUAGGCAUAAAGUCAGAAGUGUUGUUAAGGUUAGGGUUAAAUCACAUUUUAAUAAGAUACAUUUUAGAAAUGUGCGUGGUUUAUGGCUUUGUUUGUGGUAACUAGUAACGUCCAGGCACUACUACCAUAUUAUUUUUUUAUUUAACCAGGUAGGCCAGUUGAGAACAAGUUGUCAUUUACAACUGCGACCUGGACAAGAUAAAGCAAAGCAGUGCGACAAAAACAACACAGAGUUACACGUGGGAUAAACAAAGUACAGUAAAUACCACAAUAGAACAUCUGUAUACAGUGUGUGCAGAUGAAGUAAGGAGGUAAGGCAAUAAAUAGGCCAUAGUGGCGAAGUCAUUUCAAUUUAGCAAUUAACACUGGAAUGAUAUAUGUGCAGUUGAGGAUGUGCAAUUAUAAAUACUGGUGUGCAAAAGAGCAGAAAAAAAAAAUAUGGGGAUGAGGUAGGUAUUUGGUUGGAUGGGCUAUUUACAGAUUGGCUGUGUACAGCUGCAGCGAUCAGUAAGCUGCUCUGACAGCAAAUGCUUGAAGUUGGUGAGGGGGAUAUAAGUCUUCAACUUCAGUGAUUUUUGCAAUUAGUUCCAGUCAUUGGCAGCAGAGAACUGGAAGGAAAGGCGGCCAAAGCAGGUGCUGGCUUUGGGGAUGACCAGUGAAAUAUACCUGCUGGAGUGCAUGCUACAGGACAAAUCUAGCCCGUCCCCCUCCACCUUCCCAGAGUCCCCAGGUCAAUCGCCUCCCUGUACUUUACUGCUGGGUCUGGUCGACUGCAGGAAAACACCGGGGCAGAGUGGAACUGAGAGAGGAGAAGAGGAACAUGGAGAUGUGAUUUCAUUAAGUAAGAACCAUGGGGACAUCCCUAAUCGUUGCUCUCUCAGUGGGAGGGGCUUAUCAUCUGGGGAGCCUCAACAUCAUGAUGCUGACAAGAAAGAGAAGAGUCUCUCCAGAUCAGAACACCUCAAGAAACACCAGCAUAGAGGUAUAGGGAAGAAACCUCACCACAGCUGCUCUGACUGUGGGACGAGUUUUGCUAAACAGAAGGAUUUGAUCAUUCACAAACGGAUUCACACUGGAGAGAAACCGUACCACUGCUCUCAUUUUGGGAAGAGUUUCGCUGCAUCUAAAACCUUAAAAUCUCAUCAGAGAAUUCAUACAGGGGAGAGGCCUUACCCAUGCUUUGAUUGUGGGAAAUGCUUCAAUCAGUCAGGAGACCUGACUACACACCAGCUCGUACACAAAGGAGAGAAGUCUUAUAGCUGUGAUCAGUGUGGGAAGAGCUUCAAUAAAUCAGGAGCCCUGACUAGACAUCAACGCAUACACACAGGAGAGAAGCCUUAUAGCUGUGAUCAGUGUGGGAAGAGCUUCAAUCAAUUAGUACAUCUGACCACACACCAACACAUACACACAGGAGAGAAGCCUUAUAGCUGUGAUCACUGUGAGAAAAGCUUCAGUAAUUCAGGCGCCAUGACUAGACACCAACGCAUACACACAGGAGAGAAGCCUUAUAGUUGUGAUCAGUGUGGGAAGAGUUUUGCUCAAGAUUUCUCCCUGACUACACACCAACGUAUACACAGAGGAGUGAAGCCUUAUAGCUGUGAUCAGUGUGGGAAGAAUUUCUGGACCUCAGGACACCUGACUACACACCAGCGAAUACACACAGGAGAGAAGCCUUAUAGCUGUGAUCAGUGUGGGAAGAAUUUCUAUACGUCAGGACACCUAACUACACACCAACGCAUACACACAGGGGAGAAGCCUUAUAGCUGUGAUCAGUGUGGGAAGAGUUUCAAUCAUUCAGGAUCCCUGAUUAUACACCAACACAUACACACAGGAGAGAAACCUUAUAGCUGUGAUCAGUGUGGGAAGAGUUUCAAUCAUUCAGGAGCGCUGACCACACACCAACGCAUACACACAGGAGAGAAGCCUUAUAGCUGUGAUCAGUGUGGGAAGAGCUUCAAUUAUUCAGGAAACUUGACUGCACACCAACGCAUACACACAGGAGAGAAACCUUAUAGCUGUGAUCAGUGUGGGAAGAGCUUCAGUCGAUCAGGAGACCUGAUUACACACCAACGCAUACACACAGGAGAGAAGCCUUAUAGCUGUGAUCAGUGUGGGAAGAGCUUCAAUCGAUCAGGACCCCUGACUAUACACCAACGCAUACACACAGGAGAGAAGCCUUAUAGCUGUGAUCAGUGUGGGAAGAGUUUUGUUCGAGAUUCCAAUCUGAUUGCACACCAACGAGUACACACAGGAGAGAAGCCUUAUAGCUGUGAUCAGUGUGGGAAGAGCUUCAAUCAAUCAUUAGAACUGACUAGACACCAACGCAUACACACAGGAGAGAAACCUUAUAGCUGUGAGCAUUGUGGGAAGCGCUUCAAUCAAUCAGGAAACUUGACUAAACACCAACGCAUACACACCGGAGAGAAGCCUUAUAGCUGUGAUCAGUGUGGGAAGAGUUUUGCUCUAGAUUUCACCCUGACUACACACCAGCGAAUACACACUGAGAGAAACCUUAUUCCUGUCUAUGUGGAAAGAGCUUUGCUCAUUCAGGGUCACUGAAAAAACACAAUGCAGCACAAACAUGUUUUCUUUUAUCUCCCUCCUCUCAGGCACCGGUUCCAGAUCCCUAAAUAAAGUUUAAAUAAAAAACAUCUUGUAAAGAGUUAUCUCCCAUUCUCUAAGUCUGAUUACCAUGGUAACCUGUGUUGCUAAUAUGCAGCUCUGGAUCCAUAUGUAUCAAGCGUCUUGGAGUAGGAGUCCUGUGUGUGGGGGGGGUUUUCAGAGCUGUAUGUUAUUUCAUUAACUCCUGUUAUCCAUUAAAUAAUGUAGGAUAAUGCUUCAACAAUGGUAGGUGUAUAUUCAUGUGUGGGGGAAAUGUUGUCUGAAGACAGAGUCUUGAAUUGUACUUGUCUCAUACAAUCAUUGGUUCCUGUAGGUAGAGAUAUGAGGGUAGACGGUCAUGACCCCCUCAGACCUUUUGGCAGAAGGCCCAGAAUAUGUUCUAUAUGUUAAGAUCGGAGACGGUUCCAGUCACAUGCAGUUCCAGUCACAUGCAGGAUCCAAACGUUAAUGAUGAAUUAGUUAUGAAUAAUGUAAAUCAUGCAAAUAUAACUUGUCUGUGUAAGCAGUAUUUUAGGGAACUAAAGACUACCCUGAAAGAGCUCCAGAUCGAUGUUUACUCUGGUGCUUUAAGUUUGUUGGAACCUCUCCAGCUGGCUGAUAAUAAAUAAUUAUUAAUUGAA
This is a messenger RNA of Oncorhynchus nerka (sockeye salmon), 3525 nucleotides long. RefSeq names its product zinc finger protein 883-like. The coding region runs from base 932 to 2842 and encodes 636 amino acids. Gene Ontology annotation, molecular function: RNA polymerase II cis-regulatory region sequence-specific DNA binding; DNA-binding transcription factor activity. Gene Ontology annotation, biological process: regulation of transcription by RNA polymerase II. NCBI's taxonomy places the organism in Eukaryota, Metazoa, Chordata, Actinopteri, Salmoniformes, Salmonidae. The record is from RefSeq and is a predicted model, not a curated record. The transcript has 3 exons.